Messenger RNA from Balaenoptera ricei (Rice's whale), 1561 nucleotides. It is a transcript of the gene ASPA, whose product is annotated as aspartoacylase. The coding region runs from base 39 to 980 and encodes 313 amino acids. The transcript has 7 exons. Gene Ontology annotation, molecular function: hydrolase activity, acting on carbon-nitrogen (but not peptide) bonds, in linear amides; hydrolase activity, acting on ester bonds. NCBI's taxonomy places the organism in Eukaryota, Metazoa, Chordata, Mammalia, Artiodactyla, Balaenopteridae. The record is from RefSeq and is a predicted model, not a curated record.
UGUUUCGUCUUGAAAAGCAGAUAAAACUACUUGAUAAAAUGAUUUCCUGUCACGCUGCUGAAGAUCCUAUUAAAAAGGUUGCUAUCUUUGGAGGAACUCACGGGAAUGAACUAACAGGAGUAUUCCUAGUUAAGCACUGGCUGGAGAACGGCACUGAGAUUCAGAGAACAGGGCUGGAAGUAAAACCAUUUAUUACCAACCCAAGAGCAGUGAAGGAGUGCACCAGAUAUAUUGACUGUGACCUGAAUCGAGUUUUUGGACCUGAAUAUCUUGGCAAAAAAAGGUCAGAGGAUUUGCCAUAUGAAGUGAGAAGGGCUCAAGAAAUAAAUCAUUUAUUUGGUCCAAAAGAUAGUGAAGAUUCCUAUGACAUUAUUUUUGACCUUCACAACACUACUUCUAAUAUGGGGUGCACUCUUAUUCUUGAAGAUUCCAGGAGUGACUUUUUAAUUCAGAUGUUUCAUUAUAUUAAGACUUCUUUGGCUCCAUUACCCUGCUAUGUUUACCUUAUUGAGCAUCCUUCCCUCAGAUAUGCAACCACUCGUUCUAUAGCCAAGUAUCCUGUUGGUAUAGAAGUUGGUCCCCAGCCUCAAGGGGUUCUGAGAGCUGAUAUUCUGGAUCAAAUGAGAAAAAUGAUUAAACAUGCUCUUGAUUUUAUACAUAAUUUCAAUGAAGGAAAAGAAUUUCCUCCCUGUGCUAUUGAAGUCUAUAAAAUAAUGGAGAAAGUUGAUUAUCCCAGGAAUGAAAGUGGAGAAAUUGCUGCUAUUAUCCACCCUAAACUGCAGGAUCAAGACUGGAAACCAUUGCACCCUGGGGAUCCUGUGUUUUUAACUCCUGAUGGAAAGACUAUUCCAUUGGGCGGAGACCAUACCGUGUACCCGGUGUUUGUAAACGAGGCUGCAUAUUAUGAAAAGAAAGAAGCUUUCGCAAAGACAGCUAAACUAACACUCAAUGCGAAAAGUAUUCGCUCCUCUUUACAUUAGAAAUCACUUCUAGCUCACUUGUUAUCGAGUACCUUGAAAAAUUCUACUAGUUCGUAAGCUCCUGAAGAGCAGGAUUGUGCCUUAUUCAUUUCCACAGCACCUAGCCCAGUGCCUUGCACACAAUGGACAUUCAGGUAAAUUUCUUGAAUGAGUGAAUACAUUAAUGAAUACCUUUUAUAGAUAUCGUACUUUAUGGAUGUAACUUAUUCAAAGAAGCACAUUUCUUAUUUCUGUAUACCUUUUUAUACCUUAUACUUUGAUAGUUUAACAUUCUUGGUAAACAGCCUUUGAAUUUAAAUUUUAACAUUGAAAUAGAUACUAUAUACAAAACAAUAAUAACUUGAGCAUAUAAUUAAAUGUUGUAUGUUUUCAAGUAAUGUAAAACUGCUACUAGAAACUAAUGGUAUUUUAAAUUUUUUCACAUUUGAAUUAAUGAUAAAGUAUUAAGGAUCCAGUCUAUCAACUUUAGCAGUAGUUGUGAUAUCUGUAGAUUUUUAAAUGCUCUUUUGAAGAUGAAACGUGAACAAGAAAUGAGGGCUGAUUGUAAAGGUGACAUUAUGAAUAAAUCAAGAAACUCUGAA